CUGAGAUCAAACAGAUCACAAUCAUUGUUAAACAGAUCACAGUGUAGUGCGGAUCGCAGUGAUCAUGAAUAUCUUGAACAUUAUUUUGCUGUCAUGUUCUUUGGCCGUGACCAUCGCUCAAAAAGUGGGAGACACGAGCAAUGACAUCAUAGAUGGACAGAGACGGAGUACCGGAGGCUAUGGCCUUCUGAGACCUGGCUAUAACCAGGGUCUUGGAGGCUAUAACAAUUACAAUAACUACAAUGGCUACGGCGGUGGCUUUGGACAAGGAUAUGGUGGAAAUCAAGGCUUUGGUGGACCCGGUUUUGGAUCAUAUCCGGGACAGAGCGGGUACCCUGGUGGUUUUGGAGCCGGUGGAGGCGGCUACGGUGGUGGCUAUCCAAGCGGCUAUGGCGGCUACGGAGGCUAUAACCAAGGAUAUCCGGGAUACGGCGGGAAUGGUUUCCGUCCAAACAGGCCAGGAUUUGACUACAACCGGCCAAACACCUACCCGGGAUAUUCUGGGACCAACUUAGGCUACCCUGGCAGUUACCGACCCGGUUACAGUAACCAGUACAGGCCCGGUUUGGACCGGCCAUACUCUGGAGGACCUGCUGGCAACUACUUCGGAGGCUACGGAGACGGUUAUAGCGACAACUUCAGAUAUUUAGGAAGAAAAGUAGGAGAAAUCAAAGAGAGUGACGAAAAGUCGUAAUUUAUUAUUUGUAGUAAGUUAUUAAGCUUAAGAUCUGAUUAUUUUAUUGUGUUGCACUGACUCUGUAUUAUUAAAAUUAUUAUUUAUAGUUUAAA
This is a messenger RNA of Spodoptera litura, 789 nucleotides long. RefSeq lists its product as uncharacterized. Lineage: Eukaryota; Metazoa; Arthropoda; Insecta; Lepidoptera; Noctuidae. The record is from RefSeq and is a predicted model, not a curated record.